AAGGGGGGGGGGGGGGGGGGAGAGAAAAGGUGAUAGAGGCCAAGAUGGCGGCGGCCGAGGAGGAUCCCGCGCGGGAAAAUGGCAGCGCGGACAGGAGGGCCGCGAAGGGCGGCAAACAACCUCAGCGUUUCAUCCCGGGCUCCGUCGUUCGAAUCUUUAUGAAGAAUUUCCUAAUAUAUGAUAGCUGUGAAGUAUAUCCAGGGCCCAACCUGAACGUGGUUGUAGGUGCUAAUGGAACAGGGAAGUCAAGCAUUGUUUGUGCCAUCUGCCUGGGACUGGCUGGGAAACCUUCUUUCAUAGGGCGGGCCGAUAAGGUUGGUCUCUUUGUAAAGCAGGGAUGCACGAAAGGUUUAGUGGAAAUUGAACUGUUUAAGCCACCAGGCAAUAUUAUUAUCACCCGUGAGAUUCAAGUGGUGAACAACACAUCAUCGUGGUGGAUCAACAGAAAGCCAGCAACCCUGAAAACAGUAGAAGAACACAUUGCAGCUUUGAACAUCCAGGUGGACAAUCUGUGCCAUUUUCUUCCUCAGGACAGAGUUGGAGAAUUUGCAAAACUGAGUAAGAUCGAAUUGCUUGAAGCCACUGAAAAAUCGAUUGGUUCUCGAGAAAUGUACCAGUUCCACUGCGAACUAAAAAGCUUCCGAGAAAGGGAAAGAGAACUGGAGCACUUGUGCAGAGAAAAAACUAACUCAUUGGAGAAAAUGAAACAGAUGAUUGAACGAUACAAGCAAGAUGUUGACAGAUACCUAGAGCACAAGAGCCACAUAGAUUUGAUAGAGAUGCUUGAGAGGAAAAGGCCUUGGUUGGAAUAUGAAAGUGUUCGUAUGCAGUAUAUGGAAGUGAAACAGCGCAGAAACAAAGCCAAGAAAGACCUGGAGAUUCUGAAAGAAAAACAGUUCCCAAGGGCAAAAAAAAUCCGAGAAGCUGAAGAAAAUUUGAACAGUCUGGAUUUGAAAACAAGAGAUAAUACUGCUAAAAUCAUAGAGAUUUCCCAGAGAAUUAAACAGAAGCAAGAUGCUUUGGAGAUGAAAGAAAAAAAGAUUGAAGAAAUUAAACAAGCACUGAGAAUGAAAAAAGAUGAAGAAAUGGACAGACAGAAGAAAAUACACACUACUCAGGAGAUAAUAGAGAUGUGGAAGAAUGAACUGAAUACAAUGACAGUAUGUGAGAAUCUUCAGCCACAAAUUGAUGCUGUUAAUAAUGAACUGAAAAAAUUACAAGAAGAAAGGACAAAUAUCGAUAGUGAUGUCAGUGAUCUAAGAGCAGAGAAAAGGAAUCAAGAGAGAGAAGAGAAAAGAAUAAUUGAUCACCUUGGAAAACUUAAUAAUAUAAUGAAAAUGAAGGAGGAGAACCUUAAAGGGAGAUUCCUGGACACAUACUCUGCUCUUACGUGGCUAAGAAAGAACAAAGACAAGUUUAAAAAAAAAGUUUAUGAACCCAUGAUGCUUGAAAUCAAUCCAAGAGACAGUAGACAUGCUAAAUAUAUUGAAAACCACAUUUCAAGCGAUGACAUGAGGGCUUUUGUUUUUGAGAGUCAAGAAGAUAUGGAAGUGUUUCUUGUAGAGAUACGUGAUCAUCAGAAACUAAGAGUGAAUGCUGUAUGCGCACCUGCUGCAUCAUGUGCUGAAAGCCUCCCUUCAAGACCUAUUGAGGAAUUACACCAGUAUGGAUUUUUCUCAUAUUUACGAGAGUUAUUUGAUGCUCCUCGUCCUGUGAUGAGUUAUCUAUGUUACCAGUAUCAUGUUCAUGAGGUUCCUGUGGGAACAGAGAAGACCAGAGACAUGAUUGAAAGGGUCAUACGAGAAACCAAAUUUAGGCAAAUAUACACAGCAGAAGAAAGAUAUAUUAUUAAAGUAUCUUCUUAUACAAAUCGAACCCUCUCUACUAACACAUUCCUGAGGGCAGCACAGUUUCUCAGUGGUUCUGUGGAUACAGAUGAAAGAAGGCAGUUGGAAAACCAACAACAGGACAUCAAUAACAUGUCGAAGUCAUUGGAUAUGCGUUUGACUGCGUUGUUUGAGAGACAGAAACAUCUGGAACACAGAGACAAUGAGCUCAGGCAACAGAAGAAGGACCUUUUAGAGAGAGGAAACAGAAGGAGACAAUUGGAAUCAAAAAUUGCUUUGAAGUAUGAUAGUUUAAGACAGCUGGAACAAGAUGCUAUUGAUAUAGAGAAGGAAUCUCAACUGGCAAAUCUAAAGAUCAAAGAAAUAAAUAAGCAGAAAGCAGAACUUGUUACUGAGUUUAUGCAUCUCACAAAGGAUAUCAUUCCACUGAGCAUCCUCAAGGGGAUUUUGACUCUUCGAAGGAGUAAGGUGAUUGCUGAGAAGGCCAAACUAGAAUCAGAGUAUAAACCAGGAACUGUACAGCUAAAAGCUGCAGAGCAAUGGUUUCAUGAACUGGAUGAUAAGAAGCGAGUUCUUUAUGAGAACUGCAAGGAGCUGUUGAAGCAAGCUCGACAGGUCUGCAAAUUGAGUCCAGAUCAAGAUUUUCCAAGAGAAUUGCAAAGUAGUUUUCAGGCUCUUCCAAACACAUUGGAGGAAAUUGAUGCUCUUCUGAACGAAGAGAAGACCAGGGCCUCCUGUUUCACAGGCCUGAAUGCUUCGGUUGUUGAAGAAUACAAUAAGCAAACACAAGAAAUACAGCAGUUGACAAAAUAUCUAGAGGAAAAGAAAAAUGAAUUGAAUAACUAUAGGCAAAACAUUUCACAGGUCAAAGAAAGGUGGCUAAACCUCUUGAAAGGCAUGAUUGAACAAAUUAAUGCUAAGUUCAGUAAGUUCUUUAGUUCUAUGCAGUGUGUUGGUGAAGUUGAUCUUCAUGUGGAAAAUGAGGAGGAGUACGACAAGUAUGGGAUUCGCAUUAGAGUCAAAUUCCGCAGUGGCACUGAACUUCAUGAAUUGACUCCAUAUCAUCAGAGUGGAGGUGAGAAGAGUGUUUCCACUAUGUUGUACCUGAUGGCUCUACAAGAACUCAACACAUGUCCUUUCAGGAUUGUUGAUGAAAUAAAUCAGGGAAUGGAUCCAGUGAAUGAGAGAAGAGUUUUUCAAAUGGUUGUUGAAACUGCUUGUAAAAAAAAGGCAUCUCAGUACUUCCUCAUUACACCAAAGCUCCUGUGGAAUCUCACUUACAGUGACAAGAUGACUGUGCUGUUUGUCUACAGUGGACCUUUUAUGGUGGAGUCAAAAAAAUGGAACACAAAGUAUUUCAUGAAGCGAAGACGGCGACUGUCAAGGAUGGCUGAACAGUGUAUAGCUACAGAUAUGUAGCUAUACAUAUAUAAAAUGUUUCUGUAGACCUUUUUUGAAACAUUUGGCUUUCAAGACUCCAGAAGUUGUAAAAGAGGAGAACCUGCAAAGAAUUGAUAAUUAAGAAUGUGAAUCUUAAAAUUUACACAAAUGUAUGACAGAUUUGAAGUGCAUGAUUUCUUUUUGAAACCUAUCAUAGUGGUCACUUUCUGUGAAGAACUUACUUUUUCUCAAUGGUAGGUUUAAAUAAAAAAGGAAAUUUCUUGUAUUUUUCUGGGUUUUUUUCAGUAAUGCAGCAUCAGAAGUACAGUUAAUUUUUCUAUGUUAUACUGGACUGAUUCUAUUACUGUUGUUUUUUGGAGUCUGGGUUCUUUUCCCCAAAAAUUGCAAUUAGCUUUCAGAAAUAGUCUUCAUUUACCACAGAUAUGGAUGUUAUCUAAAGUUCACCUAUUGAAAUGUAACCUUUUUUAAUUAGUUCAGAUGAUCUGUAGGAAGAGAACGAUUUGUAAGUAGCUGAGCACUGGGUUUUUUUUUUGUGAAAAUACACCUGAACUUAAUAUAAAGAAUAUGGUUCUAUGAAUGUAUUACUGUUGAGUAAAUACUUUAUAAUCAUUAUUUAUCAUCUUUGACAUAAUGUUUCAUUUUGUAGUCCUCAAGGGAUAAGGUCACAAAAUCACAAAUAUUUGACAGAAGAGCUAAAAGAGUGUGGAAACUUGAGCUCUGGUCCGGGGUUUGGGUUGGUCAGCAGAGUAUCCUCAACAUAAUUAAAACUGCAGGUCUGUCUGUCUGUCCAGUGUAUUGCAGGGUCUUUGUUUUAUAUGUGUUCUUUGAUAGACAAAAUACUUCACUUCUUGUAACCCUGAAUUUUUAAGGUGGUUGUUUUGUUACAUUUUUCAUUUUUAUUUUUAGGGAGUUGUAAAAACAUUCUGUUUAGUCUCUGAGCAUCACUGUAUGAAAAGUGCAGUUUUUCAGUGUCUAAAUAAGUGAAACUAUUUACACGAACAUGUGUUAGACUUGGUUCUUCUGUGACUAGAGAGCACUAUCUGUUCUUAAUGCUGUCAUCUUAGAACUUCAUGGGAUUUCUUCUUUGAUUUUGGUUCCUUUCUCACGUUUCAAACUGAGGUAGGAAAUAGAAGUGACUUAUUUCAAGAGGAUGACACUUCAGAUCCUGUCUCAAAAAAUUACCUCUUGUGGAUACAUGGCUGCCACACUGCACAAGUGAAGAGGUGUUUGUCUUUUCCUUAAAGCCAUUGACCACAGGUGCUGAUUUCAUUCUAUCUUACUGCAAUCUUAAUACAAUACUGUCAUUCAUAUUAACUUACCCUAGGCAGUGUAAUGAGCUGCAAACCUCCACUGUCAUGGUACUAACAAAUAGAUCUUCAGUGUCCAGCAGCUCUCCUACCUGAGGCCUCUGAAGGAGGUCUGUAUAUGGAAGCAGGCAUUGCUGUUUGCAGUGGGCCGCACAGCAUGGCUGUGUCCUCCCAUACACUGGGUCCUGUUAGUCACCUGCUGAUUUGUGUGAGAGGUGCAUCCAGAGACCUUCUGGUGUAAAAGGGUGUAUUCAAACUUGAAAAUCUACGUGGAGUCGCCAAAUGUAACUGCACUGUUACAGAGCAUUCUCUACCAGCUAACAGGGCCCUUCUGUGCUGCCAGCUUCCUCAUGCUUUGCUACUGACAUUCAGCUCUUGCUAUAAAAACCCAUGGAAUUGAUUUCAAUGUAACUUUGAGGAGGGGAGAAUGAGUGGGAGUUAAGGUUAAAUAUACAUGUGAUAUCCAACUUUCCCUGCUGACUAGACAGGACCUCCCAGAAAUGUAGAAGUGGAAAGACCCCAAAUAGUCUUAACAGCUGAUGUAUAAAUUGAGCUUUCUCAAAAAAUAGGUGCUCCGUUGUUUAGACCAGCUGAAGACUAGGGCAAAGAUCUUCUUCCACCACCAUCUGCAGUUCUAACAAACUAACAAACAUCUUUCUCUGCUUAUGUCUUGCAACAGAGAGAAAGAGCAUGGAAAUUGUGACUUACUGAGAAAUAAAAAGAUCUUGGGAAAAAAAAGGCAUUUGAUACAACAUGUACUUGUACAGGUACAUUAUUGUUAUUUAGGAGAGAUUGCUUAGUCAAAACAACAAAUUACAAUGAGGAGAGACCCUUGCACCACUACACUGCUUUUAACAUGCUUAGAUGAAGCUUAGUUUUGUACUGGAAAUAAAAUAAAUGUGUCCUGACAAAGUUGUUCCUGACUGGGAACAUCUGUUCUCCAAGUUUUUAGAGUUAGUGAGAGAUGACAGAGCUGGGCUGGGCUUGCAGGAUGCUUACUGAGAAUUAUGGUAGAUGCUUUAGAGGCUGGGAUAGGCACCUGCUCCAGGCCUCAUAGCAAGUGGUACUUAGAGUUAACACUACUAGAGGCUUUUGUCUUUGAUUUAUUCCAAGAUGCCUUCUCUUCCUCUCGAAGUAAAAUUCUCCAGUUGUCCAGUCUUUCUUCUGUUGAUCUAUUUGUUACCCCCACCAGGCCAGUGGGUUUUUUUGACAGAUGUACUGCUUUGGGCUGGGAUAAAGUUAAUUUUCUUCAUAGUAGCUUGUAUGGGGUUAUGUUUUGGGUCUGUGACCAAGAACACUGUUGGUAAUGUAGGGAUAUUUUAGCUAUUGCUGAGCUGUGAUUGCACUGCAUUGAGUCCUUUCCUGGUUCUUGCACUGCCCCACUAACACAAGAAGUUUAUAAGAAGUUGGGAGGGGACACAGGUAGGACAGCUGACCCCAGCUGGAGAGAGGGCUAUCUCAUGCUGUAUGAUAUUGUCCUCAGCAGUGAAAGCCAGGGGAAGAAGGAGGAAGGAGGGACAUCUGGAUUACAUCUUCUCAAGUAACCACUGUGUGGGAUGGAGCCCUGCUUUUCUGGAGGAAUAGCAAUGCUUGUCUGUUGAUGGGAAAUAGUGAAUGAAUUCCCCGUUUUGCUUUGCUUGUGCAUGCGGCUUUCGCUGUAGCUGUUAAACUGUCUUUAUCUCAAUCCACGUGUUUUUUCAUUUUUACCCUUCUGAGUCUCUGGCCCAUCCCACUGGGGGAGGGUGAGCAAGUGGCUGCCUGGCACUGACCUGCUACCUAGGAUUAAUCUCAAAAUGUGACAUUAUGCCCUUCAUUAUUGCACCUGGAGCUACAUAAAAUGGUGGCAAAUGUCUUUGCUCAUUGUGUACUCAGAAGAGCAAGUCACCUGCUCACAGGAAAGCAUGGAUAUGAGAACAUGGCAAGUUAGCUGGAAAGGAAUGACAGAAUUCACUUUGUUGGGGAUAAGGAACCAUGCACAGUGGCAGUCAGAGCUGAUUUUGCAAGAAGAAAGAAGGAGGGAACAGAUGGUAACUCAGGGUGGCAGAAGAUAUCAAGGAGCCUUGGAAAAGAACAAAGAGCAGAAGAGGGCACAGGUAAUGUGCAACAUGAAUGGUUCAAAGCAAAUCAGGAUGAUGUAAUUUAAAAGGGAAAAGUCUCCAAUUCCCCCUUCCCCAAUUUGUAACCAAAGCUGUAGACUGAACAGUAUGCAGCUUGAUCUUAACUGCAGUCCAUUAGCACUGGUUUGCCUCAGUUUGUGUCAUGUAAUAGCUUUUUCAUGGAAAAUAAAGGGUUUUUUUGACUGUU
Molecule: messenger RNA, 6859 nt
Organism: Corapipo altera (White-ruffed manakin)
Lineage: Eukaryota; Metazoa; Chordata; Aves; Passeriformes; Pipridae
Gene: SMC5
Product: structural maintenance of chromosomes 5
Exons: 24
Coding region: 45-3266 (1073 amino acids)
Biological process (GO): double-strand break repair via homologous recombination
Cellular component (GO): Smc5-Smc6 complex
Molecular function (GO): ATP binding; ATP hydrolysis activity
Source: RefSeq, a predicted model, not a curated record